Messenger RNA from Dictyostelium purpureum, 1827 nucleotides. RefSeq lists its product as uncharacterized. NCBI's taxonomy places the organism in Eukaryota, Evosea, Eumycetozoa, Dictyosteliales, Dictyosteliaceae. The transcript is spliced from 2 exons. The record is from RefSeq and is a predicted model, not a curated record. Bases 1 to 1827 code for a protein of 608 amino acids.
AUGGAUUGUUAUAAUAAAGUUUUUAAUAAUUUAUUUAUCAAAAAAGAAAUAUUUAGACAUUUAAAUUUAUUUAAUGUUAAUUAUUCAAGAAAUUUUACAGUACAGGAAUUUAAAGAGUUUAAAAGAAAAGAUUAUUUAAUCCAACUUAAACUACAGCUAUGUGAAGAUGAUAUAGAAAAGGAUGGGGAUUUAUUGUUAUCAUUGGUACCAGAUAAUGUUGAGUCAAUUGUUUUGUCCAGCAAAAGAUCCCAGCAUUUUAAUGAGGAUAUAUCAAUAAAGUUACCAAGCAUACCAAAUUCUAUAAAGAAAUUUAAAACUCCCAAAUGGUUCAUAGGACCAUUUCCAAGAUUUUCAAAUGAUGGUUUAUCAAGUUUAAAGGUUUUGAUUCUUGGUGAAAAUAAUUCAUUGGAUCAGAAGUUAAACCAACUACCAAGUUCACUAGAGGUGUUAAAGAUUAUAGGUUACUUUCAUUCAAUUGAAAAAGAUAUAUUACCAAACAGCCUAAAACUAUUUCAUGUAGAGGCCGGAGGCAAAACACCGCUUUUUAUUGAAAGGAAUGCUCUUCCAGAUUCGUUGACAGAGUUAAAGGUAGUGGGCUUUACAUUACCGUUUGAAGAAUCAAGUUUUUUACCAAAUAACUUAAAAACAAUUUCGAUUACAAAUUAUGAUAUUCAAAAAGUCGAAAUUUCAAAACACUUUUUCCCAAGCAGCCAUUUAGAAAAUUUAGAGAUCGUAUUUUUAUGUGAUGAUAAUUUCGAUUUUUUACAAACUUUAACCAAUUUAAAAACUUUUAAAAUUAAACAUCAUAACCAAAACAUUUCAAAAUUACCAAAGUCAUUAUCAACAUUAACUGUAAAUUCAAAUGCAUCAAAUUUAUACCAACUUAGCACAAUAGGAUUAAAGCAUUUAGAAUUUGGUUACUUCUUCAAUGCCUUAUUGACAAAAGAUGGGAAGUCUAUUUUGCCUCAUGAAACUAUAGAGAAAAUAGAGUUUGGUUUUUUAUUUAAUCAUGAAAUCGGGUUAAAGGAAUUUAUAAAUUGCAACCAACUAAAAGAAAUUCAUUUUGGCUUAAACUUUAACCAAAAAUUAUUACCAAAUAUAUUACCAAAGAAUCUUGUGCGUUUAUCUUUCAAAGGUUUUAAUAAUGGCGACACUCCACUAAUAAACAGUGGCGAGUUAUUCCCAAAGACUCUCGAGUACUUAAAGUUUGGAAAGUUUUCGAUCAAUUCUCUACCACCAAAUCUCACCUCAUUAGAACUCUCAAAUUAUCUUUACAUGUAUGAUUUUGAAUUACCUUCACCAUCAAUUAUGGUAAAGGCCAAGUUUUUCAGAAAUUCACUGCUCCGAGAUUCAUGUUUUAAAAGAAUUCUAAAUCAUAUCGAAUAUGUAGAAAAUUCUUAUGAUGAUUAUAACCAUGUUUUUACCUCUUACCCAAAAAAUUUAAAAGUUUUUAAACUUUAUUCCGAAUUCAAACACCCUUUGGAAACAUUAUGUUUAAAAAAAAAAUCAAAAUUAGAAUAUUUGGAUUUGGGAUUUUCAUUCAACCAACCAAUUUUUAAAGAUUGUUUACCAUUAGAAAAUUCAAUUAAAGUUUUGGUACUGGGUAAAUGUUUCUCACAAAAGAUAAUAUUAAACUGGUUUAGUAAUUUAGAAAAUUUGGUAAUAUUUGGUGAUCCAUUGGUUUUAUUAAGUGAAGAAGAUGAAGGCAAAGAACAUUGUUUUGGUUGCCUUAAAUAUAUUUCAACACCUAUAAAUAAUUAUAAAUUUUUAAACAAUUUAAAUAACAUAUUUUAUCCAUUUUUAAAAUUUUUAAAAAAAAAUAAAUAA